Messenger RNA from Oryctolagus cuniculus (rabbit), 1416 nucleotides. NCBI's taxonomy places the organism in Eukaryota, Metazoa, Chordata, Mammalia, Lagomorpha, Leporidae. The record is from RefSeq and is a predicted model, not a curated record.
CUUCCCCCCCCCCCCCCCGCCCCCAAGAUUCUCUUCGACCAAGAAGCUCCUCUUUAGGGCCGUAGUCUGCGUUUCUCUGGGGUGCAAGGUUCAGGGGGCGUGGUGGUGACCGGGUCAAGAUUGGAGGGCAGGUCUGGGGCCAGAGGGAGGAACGAUCCUCCAGCCCCGAGUCAGCUCGGAAAGGGUGAGAGAGGGAGAAGGGGUGCGGGAGGGAGGAAGGCAGUGCCAGAGGCAGACCUGCAGGGCCAAACACCCGGAGAAAGAGGAAGAAGGAAGGGCCGGGGGAGGAGAGGAGGAGAAAAGAGAGGGGGUCAGCCGGAGGCGGGCUCAGUGCGGAGAUUCAGAGGCAGGGAGGCCAGCCCUCAGACGAAAAGGACAGACAGGCUUGCAGGCACGACGAUUCUGGAGUGCCUGAUAUAGAAAUUAAAAAAAAAAAAAAAAGCCUCCCAAAUAUGCACCUGCAGACACAAACCAGGCCUGUGCAGGUAUCUUUUAGCAAGACGGACAGGAAUGCUUGCCCUUGCGGAAGUUUGCACCCUCCAGCCCCAACAGGCGGGCCGAUAUUGCUAAGUCUCUGGGGCCACCAUCUCCCCCAACCCUUGGAACAGGUUCUUUGAAUAUCUAUGGCUUGAGUAGAGCUGGUGGGGGAGUACACAGGGGGCGGCUCCCCUCACCCACUGAAGUCUUUCAACCUGUUCCCUUUCUUUACCUCUUUCUUCCAGAACCACAGGCCGGGGACCAGAGAAAGCCUCGGAGUGGGCAAGGUGCUCAUGUGGCCUCUCUGGACCAUCCUCCUGCUUGGGGGACUCUUGGGGGGCCUAGGAACCCCUCUCUGCCGAAGGGAACCCUUUUACUUCCUUGUGGCCAUCAUGAAGAUACUGGGAGACAAAAAUGAUGGCACUCUGUAUACCCCAGAUGAUCUCUCGGCUAGAGAGCCCCGCCCACAGCGCCAGGAGCCCCGGGGAAGAGGAGAGAAGGGUACCGGGAGAUACUCCCUCUUCUCUCCUCUCCCGCGAAGGAAUGGACAGUCCAUGGUGUCCUCUAACCUCAUCCCCAUCCCUGGAGAGCAGGGAGAGUCCUGGGGCCCGGGUCCCUGGCUGCAAAUAGUUGCCACCUGGAGAACACUCAGAUGACACUGAUGGCCAGGCCCGGGCACAGAAGUUGACAAAUGGUCAUUGGUGGAGUCUGAGCCGCUGUCUGUUUGAAAAUUAACUUUCCUGAGGUACGACUGACAGUAAAAGGCACCCACUGUACACGUGCACGUCCGAGAGUUCUGACAGACGUGUGCAGACUUCGGCAUCUGCGUCUCCCCCGAGCUCUCCCUCAUGCCCUUCCCAGUCUCUGCCGCUAACCCGACACCCACUAAUCUGCUGUCUGUCCGUGCGGAUCUGGAUUUCACAUGAAUGGAGUCAUACG